AUGUCAAGUCUCAGUAGAAAACGGUACGCAAUCUACACGUCUCUUGGUUUCGUCUCAACAAUAUGGUUUCUCAAACCGGAGUUGCUGCGCGGUGGCUUAGCGGGUCGGUUCGAAGUAUAUUUGAUUCGUCGAGUCCUCACAAUUGGCCGUGCUUACGUCGGUUUGCCUGAUGGAGAGAAUGUAAAGUUUUGCCUGACGCCUCCUAACGGUCCCCGCAAGUUGCCGUCUUCCAAAGGGGGUCUCGCCAUCGACGUUGCAACGACCCUCUGUGACGUUGAACUCAAACCCUUUUUCCACCGCCUCUGUAUCGUCAACACCGCUCUUAACAUUUUAAGGCAUGCCGAGGACGAGUCCAAUGUGACAGGGCAAUUCCGUGGAGUGAGGUCGCAAUUCCGGCUGGAAAUAGACUUGAAACGCGAGCGAGGUGUUAAUUCCACUGUUGGAUAUACUAAGACGAAGCUUACAGAUACUCUCGACCACAGGAAAACUCUUUAUUUCAACCACCACGACCUCGUUGACAAUACCGCUAUCUUCACUACUCCUGCACUCGUUUGCUACGGCUCUCGCGAUCUUGCAAGCAAGAGAACGUUUUGUAGAAUCAAGCACACAGCUAGUGGCACCCCACUAAGCGUUCCGAAACUUUCUCGCUCCUUACAAGUUGAAGGACCCGCUAUUAUCCUGCCCGACACUGCUGUCGAGCUGCUGAUUCAAGGACCCCAGUACGCUCUCGAUCAGCCGCCCAAUUGCACGAAUCCUCCCGCUACUACGGCUUACGGCAAACAAGAACUCCACGACCUCAUUCCCCGACGAUACCCCAAGCGUUCGGUUUUCAUUCCCGUCAUGGACCGCGAGCGGCAUUUUAUUCUUACACACUACGCGAAGUCAACGCCGCUCAAGCACGUAGACCACAGGUCCCACCACAACUUCGAAGAAAUCCUUGGACGUUACCUUUACCUCCGCGAAAUACAGACACGAAUCUCAAUUUACCUGACCUCCUCCUGUUUCAAUCAGGUCAGACUACACAGUACAUUUAUGAACAGAAGCCACCCCGACCGAAUCCAAGCUGAGGAUUCACUAGUUGUCUGGCAAAACUACGGCGCACCCCAUCCAGCCCACUUGCUCCCCUCAAAUCGACCUAUUGAAAGCCUAGACCAUCUCCGUGACGCUCAUGCACACCACCGUCUUUGCCCUGACAUGGCUUUGUCGCCUCCCUUCAGAUUUUGCAACCUACCACGUAUGAGCAGCCUCAGGGAGUAUAUCGUCACCAGGAUCCUGACACCACGAUACGCAGCUCAAAUGCAUACGGCAGCAUACUGA
Laccaria bicolor S238N-H82 is the source of this 1317-nucleotide messenger RNA. RefSeq lists its product as uncharacterized. NCBI's taxonomy places the organism in Eukaryota, Fungi, Basidiomycota, Agaricomycetes, Agaricales, Hydnangiaceae. The transcript is spliced from 9 exons. The coding region runs from base 1 to 1317 and encodes 438 amino acids. The record is from RefSeq and is a predicted model, not a curated record.